GCGUUUUCCUUCUAUAAAUGAACAACGGACCUGUUUCCUCAAACCACAUUUAUACUUUCUUCAAACUCUCUUUUUGCUCUCUCUCUCUCUCUCUCGCUCAUGGCUUCUUCUUCUUCCUUGUCUCGCGUUAGUCACCAAAUCUUUCCCAGCUUCCACGGGCCAGAUGUUCGUAGAGGGUUCCUCAGUCAUCUACACAAUGUCUUUGCAAAAAAAGAAAUCACGGUGUUUAAUGACCAGAAAAUCGAGAGAGGCCACACGAUUGGAUCUGAACUCGUACUAGCCAUCAGAGAAGCGGAAGCUUCUAUUGUUUUGCUCUCACAGAACUACGCUUCUUCGAGCUGGUGUUUAGAUGAACUGGUUGAAAUCCUGAAGUGCAAAGAAGCUUCGGGGCAGAUUGUGAUGCCGAUUUUUUACGACGUUGAUCCAUCGGAUGUAAGGAAGCAGAAGGGAGGCUUUGGGAUCGCAUUCGAGAAAACCUGUGAAGGUGAAACAGAGGAACAGAAGCAGAGAUGGGUCGAUGCUUUGACGUAUGUAGCAACCAUAGCUGGAGAACACUCUCGUAACUGGACUGAUGAAGCUGUGAUGGUCGAAAAGAUAUCCACAGUUAUGUUGAACAAACUAAAAGUGGAAGAGAUGAAGAAAGAAUUUAGGUCUUGCGAUAUAGACCAGAAUGGUUUUAUAACUGCGUCAGAGCUUCGAUAUGUGUUGACAAAACAUGGGGGCGAUUAUACCGAUGAAGACGUUUGCAAGACGAUCGAAACAUAUGAUAUAGAUGGCGACGGUCGGAUCAGCUAUGAUGAAUUCGUCAAAAUGUGUGCUAGGAUUGAAAAACUGGAUGCAGGGGUAGACAAGCUCGUCACAAGUGUUACUCUGCCUGAGGAGAAAAUGCAAGAAAUGAAGGCGACCUUUAUGUUGUUUGAUGUAGGCAAUAAUGGUUUCAUAACUGCAGCAGACUUUCAACUGUCUGAAAAAAGUGAUGGCAAAAAGUUAACAGAGGAGGAAGCUUAUAAUAUGCUCCGAAAUUUUGAUGCUGAUGGCGAUGGUCGGGUCAGCUUUGAUGAAUUCGUCAAAAGAUAUAUGGCUAUCGAGGAUGAAGAUGAUGCGUUAGCCAAAAAGCUUGUCACAGAUGUUACACUGUCUACGGAGGAAAUGGAAGAUAUGAUUCAAUUCUUUAAGGCUCUAGAUGUCGAUCACAAUGGUUUCAUAACUGCAGCAGACUUUCAACAGUCUAUGAAUCACAAUGGCAAAAAAGUAACUGAUGAGGUCGCUUAUAGUGUCAUCCGACUAAUGGAUGCUGAUGGUGAUUGUCAGAUCAGCUUUGAUGAGUUCGUCAAACAUUGGAUGAAGGAUAAGAGGGAGGAGGAAAAGACUGAGAAGAUCGAAAAGUAUGUCUCGAAAAAACUGAAUAAAUUCGUCAAAUUCAUUGCUAAAGCUUUGACCUGAAGACAAAAGGAGUUAUGAUGUUUUAUAGUGAUUUUUUUCAUUACUUAAUCAUGGUUUCUUUCUUUACGACAUGUUUUUACUUCUUUCUCAUUUUCCUUAGUUGCUUUGUUAAGUUCUUUAGUGUUAUGCCAGGCAUGAAUGAACUCAUGUGCUUGCAUAUCACGAACAACUGAUUUUAUUUGUUUAUAUUUCUCUUGUUUCCCUUAAGAAAAUCUGCAAUAAAUUGGCCACGGCUGAAUAAAUGUUAUACAAAAGUAUUCUCUAGAGCACCAAAGUGCGCGAUUUAGAAAACCUCAAGUUAUCAAUUUGAGUUUAUAGAUUCUGAAAGGAUGGGUAUAUUUUUCUUUUUUAAUUUUUCUUUUGAAAACCGUUUUAAAGUUUUAAUUUUUUUUUGAGAACCGAUUUAAUUUUUUUCUGUUAUAAAUACUUUACCCACCAUAAUAAUUGUGAGGAAUGGCUCUGUCGAUUAACUGCUUUAAACUUCAAACAGUGAACGCGGUUAAGAAUUUACAUUUUAGAUUUGAGGAAUGAAUUUUUGGAGAAUGGGGAUAAAAAUAAUAAUAAUUAAGACUAAAAUUUUAAAAUAAUAAUUUUAAAUACUUUCAAAAAGAAGUUUCGUAAUUGAAAAUAAUAUUUAAAAAUUUAAAAAUUGAAAAAUCGAAAAAUCAAGAAAAAAAUUUUGAAUUGAUUUUUUUUUUUGAUGUUUUAUUAUUUAUUUAUAUUGAUAUAUAUAUAUAUAUAUGGUAUAAAUGUUUUUUACUUGUUUAAUGAAUUUUCUUUUGGUCAAAAAAGUAUUUUAGAAUAUCUUGGAAGAUUUAUCCAAGUAAAAUUUUUUUUGAUGAAAUGUCAAAUUUAUUGAUUUAUCAAAGCAAUUCUACCUCACUUAUAAAACUUAUAUGACGAGAAAAAAAUUAGUUAAAUUGUAUUUUUGAUUGAGUGUAUUGUUCAAAAGUGGUAGAUAACUUAGAGUAUUCUAAACAUUUCUCUAAAAUUUGUAUACUUAUCAAAAAUAAAACUGAUUAUACAUACAAUCAGGAGAAGCUGCUUAAAAUACAUUAACUUGGCUACCACUAUUCAGAAAUAUACUCAAUCAAAUAUACUUUAAUAUUUAUUAUUAUUUUUUUUUUGAAUUGAAUGUUAAAUUUAAUUCAAAAAGGAAAAUACCUUGUUACAACUA
This is a messenger RNA of Brassica rapa (field mustard), 2620 nucleotides long. RefSeq names its product calmodulin-like protein 12. The record is from RefSeq and is a predicted model, not a curated record. Gene Ontology annotation, molecular function: calcium ion binding. Gene Ontology annotation, biological process: signal transduction. NCBI's taxonomy places the organism in Eukaryota, Viridiplantae, Streptophyta, Magnoliopsida, Brassicales, Brassicaceae.